Colletotrichum karsti is the source of this 4158-nucleotide messenger RNA. RefSeq names its product glycoside hydrolase family 29 protein. Gene Ontology annotation, cellular component: lysosome. Gene Ontology annotation, biological process: fucose metabolic process; glycoside catabolic process. The record is from RefSeq and is a predicted model, not a curated record. The transcript has 4 exons. NCBI's taxonomy places the organism in Eukaryota, Fungi, Ascomycota, Sordariomycetes, Glomerellales, Glomerellaceae. Bases 1 to 4158 code for a protein of 1385 amino acids. Gene Ontology annotation, molecular function: alpha-L-fucosidase activity.
AUGAGACUGAACAGACUCGUGUUCCCCGACAACUCCAAGAUUGAGACAUUCUCCCAGACGCAACGUCAAGUUAUCGUCAACCAGAACCCUAACCCGCUCCCGGCAAGCCAUGUCGUCGGCUCAACGGGACAGCCGUUCGUUCAGCUUUCGCGCAACUCCUUCACCAUUCAAACGAAUGGAGCCACCGACCUGGUGGGCGCUCAGAUCGAGCUGCCCAUUGAUCAAAACAUGCUGCAAACGGCUGGCGUGACUGCCGACAACACCUUCGUCGCCAUGCUUUCUCGGGACCGCCAGGCUUGGAUCAUCAUGGAGGGCAUCAAGAGCGUCAACAUCACCGACGCGACCGUCCGCAUGGUCAAGAUGAACCAAAUCGAUGGCGAGUACGUCGCCGUCGGCCGCCAGACGUCCGAGCUUGGCACUUCUCUGACUCCGUUCGGCCAGCCCGUCAGCAUCGCUGGAUCUGGCAUCCAAGAGGCUGAAUUCACAGACGGGUUCCGCAUGUCCAUCAGGGCGAGCCAGCCGAUGAGCAUCAAGACCGAUGUUGUCAACGGUAUCAGCACCGACAUGGUCACCAACGGUAUCAUGUCCAUCAACAACUACCGCUACCUCGUCACCAGCAACCUGGCUGGCGUUGUCCCUAGUCUCAACUCGAUGACCGCUGUUGUCCAGAUGCCGCUCAACGUUGACCGACUCAUGGCCAUGGCCAUGCGCGCGGGCGCUCAGCCCCAGUCGUCCAUCACCCUUGGCAUUGCCCAGCGUCCCGUUCUCCAGAACCCCGGUGGCGCUACCGGUGGUCUCCAGGCUCCUCGUCAAAAGCGUCAAGAUGUGAACAACGGCACUGCCAGUGGUAACCAGCCUCAAACCGGCGCUGCUCCCAAUGGCGCUGGUGCUGCCAACGGUGCUGCUCCCGCAGCUGGAAACCCGAACCAAGGAGGAAACCAGGGAGGAAACCAGGGAGGCAACACCAAUCAGCCUCCUCAGGGAAACACCCCUACCCAGGGACAAAACCCUGGUAAUAACGCCGGUCCCGCGAUCCCGGCAGCUACUCAGCUUCUGCUUGCUCAGACCUUCAGCCCCAUCAACGCCCAGGUUCUCCUCGACCGAGAGAACGCUCGUAUCGCUGUGCCUGUCAACCAGAUCGAUGGUGAGUUCAUCCUCACGAUGAUGGUUGGUGGUACUCCCGUCGGUACCCAGCCUCAACCUCCUCAGCAAGGAGGUCAGCAGGGAGGUAUCAACGGCCAGCCUCAAAACGGUGGUGGUCUCGGUGGACAGCCCCAGACCGGUGGAUUGGGUUCGCCUCAGACUGCCCAGCCUCAAACUCCUCGACCUGCUACCCCGGCCCAGCCCCGGCCCGCGCAGCCCCAGCAACCCGCUGCCGAGCCUCAGCAACCCGCACCUGCGGUCCCCGCGGCCGAGCCUGCUCCUCAAGUUCCGGCUCCUCAGGCGCCUCAAGAACCCAGACCGGCAGCUCCUCCCCAGCCGGCUCCCGCAGUUCCCGCACCCGCACCCGCGGCACCCCCUGCUCAACUUCCUCCUGCUCCUCCUGCCCAGGCUCCAGCUCCCCAGGCUCCCCAGGCUCAGCCGAACCCCAACGGCCCUCCCACCGGAGGUGCCAUCACCGGCAACCAGCCCGGCCCUGGCGGCGGCGCCAUUACCGGAGGCAAGCCGAACACUCCUCCUCCUCAGCCCGGUCGCCCUGCUCGCAGAGCCGACGUUCCCCCUACCGGCGCGAUGGGCUUCGAGAUGAAGAUGUCGGACCUGAUGGCGAUGGCCGAGUCCAAGAAGAACGGCGGCGUCAUGGCUACGUGGGAGAUGAUGACCAACUUUGCGGCGCAACAAAAGGUCGAGGAGCAGCCCAAGCCCGCUCCCAGGAGAAGGUCGUUCCCGAAAUCGGUUCCCGUUGACCUCGCGGCAGCGUUCAACAACAAAGCCUUCGGCACGCAACCCGGCGAAGCAUCCUUCGACGCUCUGAACCAGUCCUUCCCCAGGCCAUCUAUCGGCCCCGACUUCACCUCGACCGACACGGGCAUCAAGUACAGCUUCCCCGGAUACACCGGGCCCACGGAACCCGACAACCUCAUCUGCGCCGGCCAAACGGUUUCUGUGCCGGCGGAUGCUUACUUCUCCGCCUCAUUCCUCGUUGCCGGCGAUGUCGAGGGCGCGACGGUCAGCGGAAAUGUGUCGUUCACAUACUCAGACAACACCACGUCCGAGUACGAGCUUCGCACGCUCAAUUGGUUCAGCUUCCUGACCAUCAACCGGGGCGAGAUCAUCUUCCCUAGCCGCUUCACGCCCAACGGCUCCGACUUCAACACAUCUCACAUAUUCGAGCGCACAACGGCUCUCGCGGCUGGGAAGAAGCUCAGCUCCAUCACCCUCCCGGUUAAGACCAACACGACAGAGGGCAGACUGCACGUCUUCUCUAUUUCCCUUUGGAAGUCGACCGAUGUUGGUGUGCAGUCGGUGCGACCGACCCAGAAAUGGGUCGGAAACGGGACGCAGGUGGUCGAGGUCACCAUCAACAACGCCGGCUCGCAAUGCGUGGCUGGUGACGGCCUCAACAUCACACUCUCUGGCGAUGGAUUCACCACCGUGAGCCCCGGACACCUCAAGCGGCUUUGCCCAGGCGACCAGAAAUUGGUUGUUGUUGGCGUUGAGGGCUCGUCCAGUGGACCGGCGACCAUCAACAUCGAGAUCGAUGACGGAGCCACGCGCAAGACGACCUCGGUCGACGAUGUUGAUAUCGGGUUGACGGAGUGGACAACCGAUUCCGAAAGCCUGUCUAAACACGAGAGCCCUGACUGGUUUGAUGAGGCCAAGUACGGUAUCUUCAUCCACUGGGGUCCGUACUCCGUCACCGGCUGGGGUAACUCGACGCCUUACGAAAGUUAUGCCGAAUGGUUCUGGUGGUACUCGACGCACCAUCCCGAGGGCGACCGCUCCAAUUUCUAUGGUUAUCGUCUCGACACAUACGGCCCUGACUGGGCGUACGAUGAUACGUUCCCCGAGUUCAAUGCCUCAAAGUUCGACGCGAAGGAAUGGGUUGACCUCUUCGCUGAUGCGGGCGCCAAGUACUUCGUGAUCACCACCAAGCACCACGACGGCUUCGCCAUCUUUGACGCGGGUGAGACUUCGAACCGAUCCGCAAUCCAUUACGGGCCCAAACGGGAUCUUCUGAAGGAGCUCUUUGAUGCCGCGGAGACAUAUCAGCCAUCCCUCAAGAGAGGAACGUACUUUUCCCUGCCGGAAUGGUUCAAUCCCGACUUCGGCCCUUACGGCUUCGUCCAAUUCCCGACGCCUUCGGCCGUCUCUUGGCCCGGCACCCUCGCGCCGAACCCAUACACCGGCGAGCCGGAGCCGUACACCGGUCAUGUCCCCGUGAACGAUUUCAUCGCGGACUUGAUGGUCCCGCAGAUGGAAACGCUCGCGUACGACUACGGCACCGAUAUUAUGUGGUGCGACUGCGGCGCGGCCAACGGCACGGCAGGCUUCGCGGCGGAGUGGUGGAACAAGGCACGCGCCGAGGGCCGCCAGGUCGCGAUCAACUCUCGUUGCGGCAUACCCGAGGCAGCCGACUUCGACACGCCGGAGUACCAGACCUUCGCGUCGGCGCAGAGUCGCAAGUGGGAGUCGAACCGGGGCAUGGAUCCCUACUCUUACGGCUACAACCGCGCGACGAAGCCCGAGGAGUACAUGAACGCGACCACGAUCGUGUAUUCGCUUGUGGACAUGGUGUCGAAGAAUGGAAACUUCUUGCUGGACAUCGGGCCCAGGGCAGACGGGACCAUCGUCCAGGCCGAGAUGGAUAACCUGCGCGAGGCGGGCAAAUGGAUCAAGGCUCAUGGCGAGGCGAUCUUCAACACCACGUACUGGUUCGUGCAGAGCGAGAUCGUCGGGGGUCCGGAUGUGCGGUUCACGCAGACGGACGAUGCGUUUUACACCAUCUUCUUGGAGAAGCCCACGGUUGCCAACGGCUGGGUCGCGGUUGAAGCGCCGGUUCCCAUCAUUGAGGGAGACAUUGUCAGCUUGCUCGGCGUCGAGGGUGCGGGCGAGCUUGAAUGGAAAUUGAGUGACGCUGCGUUGGAGGUGAAGAUUGACGAGGAACUGAUUGACGCGGACGACUUUGGCUGGGUAUUCAAGGUUCUUUAUGUGUCAUGA